UCCCCAACGCAUAAUAAAUUAUUACAUUCAUUCAAAUUACUCUCACCUUGAACGUUAUAUCACAUAGAAGUAAGAAGAGAUGUGAAUAAACUCAGUGUUCAUAGAGUCAGUGUUUUGAUUGUCAUACUCUUAGAGUCUAAACUACACAUUAUGUCUGAUUGGAUGCAUACGUGCUUCUCAAUGAACAAUGAACCAACAAACUUGUCAAAGUGGAAGUAGAACCGUUGUCAAAAAACUCGCUAAAAGUUGUUUAUUCUCACCAUAGUUUGAAUAACUUCUGUGUUUAUUCAUAACAUAGUUCAAACAUUGUCAUUUCAAUGGAAAAUACUAUUUCUGUGGAAACGUACAUGUCGAAGCUAACUCUAACGUCAGUGUAUGAUAUGAAAAUGAUCAUAUCAGGUGAUUGUGGUUGUUGAUGCACUUUGCGAUAAUAUUUUUAGUUUAAUUUUCAAUAACUCCAGAAUUGGAGUUAUCCAGACCUACACAACUGAUUGUCUGAACUAUGAAAGUUACAAGACAUAUGAAUGAAUAGAAGUGACAUACAGUGGGCAGUGUUUACUUUAUUUGACUGGCUGAAAUCAGAUUGAUUCUGACUCGUCUAAUUCACUCAUUCCGUGUGUGCAUGUUUCGAGUGAUGAGUGUUUCAGGUUAAUAAGGAAUCUGAAAGUAAAGUCUUCAAAGUAAUAAAUUGUUAUUGUGAUAUUGUGCUGUAAAAUAUUCUUAAGUUAUAAAGAGGAGUUUAUUGGUUAGAGUGAUUCAGCAACUGGUGUCAAACGCACUACUGGAAUUCAUCGUAAAAAUCUUUCAUCCGUAUUGAUGAAGAAAUCGUUAGUUGCUGCAUUGUUACCCACUUCUUCUAACACAAUCUCAACUGAAUUUGUUGCUGAGAAUAACUCAUUUUUACUCAGAAGUGGAAAUUCCGACUGGCUGUUGACUGUCUUAUCGACAGUUUGUAUAUUGUGUGCCGGUAUUUUGUACUACAUUUUACUGCUGAGUGUGACUGUCCGCUCAAGAUACCCAACAAACUACAUUUUGAUGGGAAUAGUGGCCAUUCUAACUACUGUGGGUGUCAUUAUUGCAUACCCUAAAUACGACAUAGUAUUUGCACUAAAGUGCUUCAGUUUGACAGCUGUGAUUUCACUGUCGGUGAUAGCAUUAGGUUUCAGAAUGGGGAUGUUGACUAGAUCAGGAUUAAUUCUGUUUAUUUCAUUGGAAGUUGUUUUUAGCUUGUUCGGAGUCAUCCUGAUUUCUAUUGGAAUAGCGGGUGUAACUCAGACACUUCGACCAACCAGCUAUAUGUUACAUUCAGAAUUCACUGGCCAGCUUGGUUAUGUCAUGGAAGGAUUGUACACGGGAGAAAAUGUAUUCUCCACAAUGCUUCAUGACAAAAAUAUUGACUGGAAUUCAUCUGAGGAGAUGUCUUCGGCAAAAAAGUAUCUCUUAAUCGCUGGGGAUUUCUGCUUGAUUGUAGCUACACUGAUCAUUUUAUUCGUCACAUCAAUCGAACUGAAGUUUCAUUUGAAUCAUGCGUUUAAGAAAUAUUAUUUGAUAUUCGAUGCCUUGACAAUUUGGAUGGAAAUCCUACUUUUAUAUUUACAAAUAUCUGAGGCUUAUUGCCUUACUCAGUAAAGAACAGCUGACUGGUUACAAGUGAAAUGCAACAAUGAGGCACUACUAUACAGAAAUAAAAAGAAUUUAAAAUAUCAUCACAGUGAAUUCCCUCAUAAUGAAAAUAAAUUACAGCCAUAUACCUGUUAACCACCACUGAAUUUUGUCAAUUUUGUAGUUUUCACAUCUUAAAAUAUAGACACUUCAGUUG
This is a messenger RNA of Heterobilharzia americana, 1819 nucleotides long. The record is from the annotation of a GenBank genome assembly. Lineage: Eukaryota; Metazoa; Platyhelminthes; Trematoda; Strigeidida; Schistosomatidae.